GAAUGUUAAUUCUUCACAAGUUAUUGUUAUACAUAUCAAAUUAACAAUGAUACUCGUACGGACAUCUAAAUCAAAAUAACCGUCGAUCGCACGCACUUCAAUUUUUCAUAAAAACAAAUCGUUGAACGUAAAACAAUAUACCUCAGUAUCAUUAAGGAAGUGUAAGUGAACAUGCUAAACAAUGAGGAAAUGGCAAAGCACGCUAUGCUAUGUGGCAGUGUUGAUAUUGUCCGGUGAGAACAGCCGUCCCGGUCAAAGAUCGUUAUUGCCCGGGCGGAAUGUGCUGAACAUCAUCCCGGACCUGCUCGGGAAGACCACGGAGGAAAUCACCACGAAUCACAGAGGCUUCAGUGAGGAGCUGGACUCCACUGGAGUCUACUUUGCGGAGUCGGAUCAAAUAAGUUAUGACCGCGGCCCCGAACCCCCCUACUUGUAUCCAGUGCAGUACGCAGGAGCGCCACGUGACCUUGUGGUCUACCCGCUGCCACUCGAAGAUUCUGACCAUGAACUCAAGUUCAAUGUGUCGUGGAGCCAAUCUGAAGGUCCGCCUGCCCGCGACUUCUCCAUAGAAAUCCGAAGUAUGACAGACACCAUAGACUGCAAAACUCCUAUGUGCUACGAAUACAAUAUACCGGGGGAUACCGAAUGGUGGGUCUUCCCCGCCUUCUCCAGCCACGUUGCCGAGACCUGCGCUGUGAGACCAGGAUGUGCGUACCAGGUGCUACUCACUGCUCACCCUUGGGACGGCCACACCAUCGUCGAUAAAAUCAUCGAGUUAGAUGAAUGCGUAUCCGGCGUGUGCUCCUGCGCACAUUCGCCUCGACUGCCGGCGCCUUCAGUGUCAGCUUUCGUGGUCUCCAUCAAGGGGGAACUCUUCGCUAACAUCAGCUGGACCCUCCCACCGCCUCGCUACCCGCAGCGGCUGCCCCGGGGCCUGGCCAAGCAGGGGUACUUUGUGAGCAUCGGCAAGCAGAUGGUGACUGACGCUCACCCGUCUCCCUGGUUUGCGAAUACCAUCUCCAGGAGAAUUGACGCUGACGGCCCAGUUGCUAACGGAGACAGUAUGAAGUGGCUGCUUCUGCCUAUUAGUGAUAGGAUAGAAAGGACUGAUGAGCAAGGACCUAGAAUCAAGUUGGAUGUGAAGCUGCUGGCGAGAGUCAACCUCGUUGACGAGAGAGGAUGCGUUGGACCUGCGGGGAAUACCACAGCAUAUGAUCCUGACGAGCCUGACAAAGUUUCAUAUGAAACUUAUACUCUCUGGGCAGUAUUCGGUGUGUGCGUGCUGGCAAUGGCGGCGAUGGUAGCGGUCGGCGCACGCGCGGUCAAACGUGUGUUACGCGUGUUCCGUCCCGCGACCGUGUCGGAUCCGGCACGGCCCCGGCAACUCGCCUGGUUCCCGAUGCAGCGGCGGCCAGACACCGAUGUGGGUCUAAGGGGCCAAUUUGAGCAGAGUCCACUAUAUGUCCACAAAGAAUUUGAGAGUGACGAAGAAGGUGACGAAUGGGAAGUGCGCCGAAGCAGGGUUCAGCUCGGGGCGUUGAUCGGGAGUGGAGCUUUCGGCAGGGUCCACGUGGCGCAGCUGGUCGUGCCCAGUGGGGACACCAUCACUGUUGCCGCCAAAAUGUUGUCAGAAAGCGCAACAGAGGAAGAGAUACAAGACUUCCACCGGGAGAUAACGAUGCUAAAGCACGUGGGGUCCCACAAGCAUGUGAUCAGACUCGUCGGCUGUUGCUCCAAGAGACUCCCCCUAAUUGCCCUCCUGGAGCACGCCCCUCGUGGCGACCUGCUGUCGUUACUGAGGGCCGCUAGAGGAAGACGGAAAGUGGAUCAAGGGACGGGCGUGACAAGGAGGGUAGAUAGCGAGAAUACGCCGAGGGUUUCCGAAGCAGACACCGAAUACACGAACAUAAGCGACGGGGAUGCAACCCUUAGUGAUGAUAAGCCCUGCAUCUUGGACCCCCCUAAAACUGCCCACCACUACGUGGCCGAACCAGCUCUGAAUCUUGACGGAGGGACUAUGAGGGAUUACGCUUUGCAAGUCGCUUUGGGGAUGAGACAUUUGGAAGGACGAGGAAUUACUCACAGAGACCUCGCCGCCCGUAAUAUCCUAGUCGACGGAGCAGGGGUCCUCAAAGUGGCUGACUUCGGCCUAUCCCGGACCGGCGUUUACGUACACACGCGGGCCAAUCCCGUGCCGCUGCGGUGGCUGGCCCCUGAGGCGAUCCUUCAUUCCCAGUACUGCACUGCGAGCGAUGUAUGGGCUUUUGCUGUUCUACUGUGGGAGAUUGCUACUCUAGGUGGUUUCCCGUACGCAGAACUAAGCAACCACCAAGUGCCAGCUUUCCUUGCUGGUGGCAGUCGGCUCCCCAAACCAGCACGCGCUUCCACUCGCCUCUACCAGCUCAUGAUCGAAUGCUGGUCAGCCGACCCCAACAACCGGCCAACGUUUGCCCAAAUAGUGGACAAACUCACGGCACAAAUACAACUCUACGUGGACUUGGAUUGCGUACUCCCACCAUCGGAGGAAGAUGUUUUUAGUGAAAACAAUUUCACGUCAUAGGUUUUGUAAAGACUGAAUAAUUUAAUUUUAGAUUUUGCACAGUAAAUGUUUG
Messenger RNA from Plodia interpunctella (Indianmeal moth), 2612 nucleotides. RefSeq names its product fibroblast growth factor receptor 1-A-like. Gene Ontology annotation, molecular function: ATP binding; transmembrane receptor protein tyrosine kinase activity. The coding region runs from base 182 to 2560 and encodes 792 amino acids. Gene Ontology annotation, cellular component: plasma membrane; signaling receptor complex. The record is from RefSeq and is a predicted model, not a curated record. Gene Ontology annotation, biological process: cell surface receptor protein tyrosine kinase signaling pathway; positive regulation of kinase activity; multicellular organism development. The transcript has 14 exons. NCBI's taxonomy places the organism in Eukaryota, Metazoa, Arthropoda, Insecta, Lepidoptera, Pyralidae.